Alexandromys fortis (reed vole) is the source of this 6818-nucleotide messenger RNA. RefSeq names its product lecithin retinol acyltransferase (gene Lrat). Gene Ontology annotation, molecular function: phosphatidylcholine-retinol O-acyltransferase activity. The record is from RefSeq and is a predicted model, not a curated record. Gene Ontology annotation, biological process: vitamin A metabolic process; retinol metabolic process. Gene Ontology annotation, cellular component: rough endoplasmic reticulum. The coding region runs from base 314 to 1012 and encodes 232 amino acids. The transcript is spliced from 2 exons. NCBI's taxonomy places the organism in Eukaryota, Metazoa, Chordata, Mammalia, Rodentia, Cricetidae.
CUGUAACCGCAUUCGGCCCGCCCUCCGCACCUCUAUAAGAGGCGCGCAGAAGAGCGCACACGGAGCACCGCCCCCAGGCGCGCUACUUGUCUGGCUUCCUCAAGCGCCGCACCGCUGUCCCCACAGCUGUAGGACACUGGUUCCUCCCCUUCGUGGCCCCCAGCGCGGGCUGAUUUGUCGUCUCCUCUGCUCCCUUGCUUUCCCGGACUUAGGCAGUCUUCCACUGAUUCGCAGGUGAGCAACGCUGUAGCGCCGCUGUCCCGCAAGCUCACCUAGCACAGCCCAGCGCCGGCGCAAAACUCUGGUACCCUGAAUGAUGAAGAACCCGAUGCUGGAAGCGGUGUCUCUCCUCCUGGAGAAGUUGCUCCUCAUCUCCAACUUCAAGCUCUUGGGCGUGUGCGCUCCCGGAGGAGGGACAGGGAGGAACCGUCCCUAUGAAAUUAGCUCUUUUCUCCGGGGCGAUGUGCUGGAGGUGUCACGGACUCAUUUUACCCACUACGGGAUCUACCUGGGGAACAACCGUGUAGCCCAUCUAAUGCCUGACAUCCUGUUGGCGCUGACCAAUGACAAGGGACGCACUCAGAAAGUGGUCUCCAAUAAGCGUCUCAUCCCCGGAGUCAUUUGCAAGGUGGCCAGCAUCCGUGUGGACACAGUAGAGGACUUUGCCUACGGAGCAGACAUCCUCGUCAAUCACCUAGACGAGACUCUCAGGAAGAAAUCAUUGCACAACGAGGAGGUGGCAUGCAGGGCUGAGCAGCAAUUGGGGCUGACCCCCUACAGCCUGCUGUGGAACAACUGCGAACACUUUGUGACUCACUGCAGAUAUGGCGCUCGGAUCAGUCCGCAGGCUGAGAAGUUUUAUGAGACUGUGAAGACCAUCAUUCGUGACCAGAGAAGCUGUCUUGCUUCCGCUGUCUUGGGACUGCUGUCCAUUGCCUACACGGGCCUGGCAUCAUAUACGGCCCUUCCUGCACUCUGUAUUCCAUUCUGCUUGUGGAUGAUGUCUGGCUAGCUUCCAGUCGUCACGUGAAUGUGUAUGUAUUUUGUGUGGGACGAUGUUUAUAUUUAUAGAACACAAAACAUUAUAAGCUUGCUGAGAAACUGUGGCUUUCAACACUGUGUUCUAGCUUUUAAACAAGUGAUUAGAGCCCUACAACUUGCUUACCACGUAAGCCACGACAGAGCCCUUCUGUGUCCUCUGGGGCAGGUCUGCUGUGGAGCUGGACAGCCUGUCCGGCCGGACUCAGCGGCCCCAGAAAAGCAGACCCUGAGGUGACAGCCACAGGAGUGGCUGGGGCCACUCUUCCUCCUGUAAUCACUCUGCUGCCAGGCUUACCAACUGAUCACUAACGUCACUGUCAAUGUGUUCUGCUCACUGAAUGACUGACACUAAAGGCAACAUUUUCUCUCAUGUAGAUGAACAUGUUUGAUAAUUAGCCAUAAAGAAACCAAAUCUCAUAUUCUGUUUUGCCUUUCUUCAUGUAAUAAUACAAUUUCAAGUCAGUCAAGAAUAUUAUUUUCAUGUCCUGAGAUCAGUAUUACGGAGCAUAAGGAAUUAACUGUCCAGAAAGCAUAGAGAUGUUUUCUCCUGCACAAACAGUGAUAGUAGCUAUUUAUGUUCACUUUUGAAUAGUCUGGUACUGUAUGGCUACUUUAAAAAAGGUAAACAGAUAGAGGAUUGAAGUAAUUCCAGUAUCUGGUGCACACACACACACACACACACACACACACACACACUCCAUAAAUAUACCAGUACUGCACACAUAUAGAUAGAUAGGUAAACUGUAUUUCUGGUUACUUUAUUAUACUAGUGUAAUUAUAUCUACAAAGGUGAACAUAACAGGUAAACAUAAAAUAAAGUCUGAUUUUCUUCCCUAUGCCCUUCAAUCUGUAUAUAUAUCAUUGGUUAGUUAUUUUUUAAAGCUAAAUUUAUUAACGCCCUUUAAAAAAAAAAAAACCUCAGAUUUGUUUCUGUUAAGUAUUUUCUGGACCAACAAACCUCUCUGCCGAGGCAAUAAGUCAAUCAGACCAAAUUAGAAGACGACCAGCUUUGGUGGACUCCAGUGCUCCUGGACAGACAAAGGAGAACUGGAACAACUCAGAAGAGGGAAAAGGGGCUACCACAUGCUCGUUAGUCCUCUAGGGGGCAGUCUAAAUAGCCUGUGGGAGUGGUCCCGACCUUCCCUGGGGAAGGGUCACCAUUUGGCAGGCUUUCCUGGAGGUGGAGUUUGGACUGAGGCCACUCCCAUAGGAGGUGGCUUGAUCCAGAGUUUAUGGCCAACAUUCCAAGAAGGAUGCCAGGGGGCUGGGGUGAAGCACCCCAAUCAAAUAUUCCAGACUUUUUUGGGUAAAGAUGUUAGGGGCUGAGGUGACGCUUUUAAUUAAACAGUUUUACUGUCCAUUUUCCACUUUAAGUGUAGUUUAUGAACUUAUUAGAGGCGUGUCACAGCAAUAUAUGAAGCCUGAAUAAGUAAGUCAAAGGAAAUUACUCUUUGACAAAAUUAAUAAUGCCUUUACAGAAUCCACUGAACCAGACUGUUGAAGACUUUAGCAAAUUCACUAAAAAUGACAUCACAUGUUGGAGUUGCAUUUCAGGUACUGGAACUGUCUUAUCAGAGGUGGUACAUGCCUAUGACAACUGCAUGCAGAAGGCAGAAAGCAGCAGCAGGUGGAGCGCUCCAGGUCUGUGUGGGCUGGAGGACGACACUUGCCUGUUAAAUGUCAGGAGUUAUAAACCAGGUACUAGAGAGGUGACUCGCAGGUAAGAGCUACUGCUGAUCCUGCAGAGGACCAGAGUUCAGGUGCCAGCAAGCCCUGGUGGCUCACAACCUGUAACUCUUAAUUCCUGAAGCUCCAGCACCCUCUUCUGACCUCCAUGAGCAUAGCACACACACUGGAGACAUACCACCACACACAGGCAAAACACUCACACACAAAAAUUAAAAAUAAAGCUUACAAAAGAAGGAAUCACAAAAUAGCUAAGCAUGGUGCUACAUUGUUAGACCCAACACUUGGGAUGUGAAGGCAGAAGACUGGGAAUUUAAGAGCAGCCUGUUACACAGGGGAUUUAAGACUUGCUUGCAUCACACAGGGGAUUUCAAGACCAGCUUGCACUACACAGAGAGUUCAAGGCCAGUAGGGGCUACAAGACCUAAUCUCAAAACAACAACAAAGAAACCACAAAACAGUGAUUCUAACAGAGAAAAAAAGCAAUUGUUUUAGUCAGUGUUCCAAUAGGAGCAAAACUGAAGAGCAGAUCUUUGUUUAACUGAGGUUUUAUUGCUGCGAGUUUUCCUACAAAAAAUUCAGUUGGGGUAUAAUGAUAAUUAAACUUUGUUUAAUAUCCUAAUUAAACAUUUAAUUACUUACAUGCUUUAUGUAACUAAAACAUUAAGUGGCAAAAUCAAAGAAUCUAGGGCUGGAGAGAUGGCUCAGAGGUUAAGAGCAUUGCCUGCUCUUCCAAAGGUCCUGAGUUCAAUUCCCAGCAACCACAUGGUGGCUCUCAACCAUCUGUAAUAAGGUCUGGUGCCCCUCUUCUGGCCUGCAGGCAGACACACAGACAGAAUAUUGUAUACAUAAUAAAUAAAUAAAAUAUUUUUUAAAAAAUCAAAGAAUCUAAGUGUUCUAUGGGCCUGUUCCAACCACUUACAUUUUAGCCGUAGGCACUGUCAUGCUGAGAGCCAUUGUGUUGGUGUCAUUUCCCUUCACCCUGGGAGCACUUGUGUAAGUGAACUCAUAGUGGGCUGUUUUUCAAACAUCAGUAUUGUAGGCAGCGGAAAAUACUGUUUGACAUUAAAUGUGUUCGUAGACAGUGGUUCUCCUUACAGUCAACAUAAGUAUCUCGACUCUCUUCUGUCAUGAGACCAAGAGGCAAUCCAUCAUUUGUCGGAUGCUCAUCUCACUCUGUGCUAAGCACUGAAGUGUUGCAAUUUCACGUUCAUUUUACUUUUCUUCCUCUUUUUUAGAGACAGGGUCUCACUCAAUAGACCAGAUUUGAUUCAAAUUCACACACAGAGUCAUGCGGGCCUCAGCUUCCCAAGUGCUGGGAUUAAAGGUGUGCUCCACCACUCCUGGCCUAAUACCACUUUUUAUCCAGCUAUAGCAGCCUGUAUAUAGUGUGGGGGAAUACAGAGAAAAGAACAAGCAAUCCUGCCUCAGGAGUCAGGAAUUUACUUGAAGGAGGCAGUAAGAAGCAGGAAGCUGAGACUGAGUUUAUUUUGUUACAAUGACAUCAUUCAACUGUCCUUUGUAGUUGAGGGAGGGAGGAAAGGAAGGAAGGACGGAAAAGGUAAAUGUCCCUCAGCAUUGGAAUUGCUGAACUUGUAGGUAAGAGGGUAUCCCUUUUGUUGCUUCGGUUUGAGUAAUUAGCUAGCAAGAGAAAAGUGUCAGUCACAGAAGAAAUCCUGAGCCAGUCAUUUCUCUCCUAUCCCAAGCAGGCAGGUUAAAUUCCUCCAGACUUCCUCAGUCAAGGUUCAUCCUUAUGACCCAAGUUCCUCAGAUAAUCGUCUAUCUAUUCUACCGAUACAGCGAUACCAUCAUGCUCUCUCUGAAAAAGGCUAUAAACAUCUGUAGGAAGGAGGGACUUCUAGGAAGUAGAAAUUAAUGAUCUCAUUAAAGAAUAAUUAUUUUUCUCUAUCUCCAUUGCAUAAUAGCUUGGAAUGUCACAGCUCCACCCAGGACUAAAAGUAAGGUUCAAUUCUAUUCUUUAAAAAAUCAUUUAAGUUUAUGUGCAUGUGUGGCUGCAUGAGGAUGACCAUGGAGGCCCUGAAGAAGGCAGCAUACCCUGUGGAACUAGGGUUAUAGCUGAGAGCCACCACGGAUAUUCUGGGAACAGAACACAGGUCCUCUGCAGGAGAAGUAGAUGUUUUUAAUCCUUUCGGACAGCUCUCCAGCUCCUCAAAUUCUGUUCUUAACCUCAGUGGGCCUCACCAAAGCCCGGAAGCUUUUGCUUUUUCAUAAAACGACACCUCCCAUUCCAAGCGGGGCGACGGCAUGCAGCACAGGCUACAUGUGAUGGGAGUCAUGCACUGUGGUUUCAAAGCUUGCUAAAACCUAUGCAGCUACUUAAAAACCCAUUUUAUUGUAUGUGUAUAAAUGUUUGCCGGCAUGUAUUUAUGUACACCUCAUGCAUAAGUGGGCAUACAGUGCCUGAAGAAGUCUCCUGGAACUGGAACUACAGAUGAGUCUAAGUCACCAUGUAAGUGCUAGGAACGAAAUCCAGAUCUUGACCCCUGAGCCAUCUCUCUAGAUUCCUCUCUAGCUACAGAUGAGAAGACUGGAAAUAAGUUACUGGCAUUAGAAAGGAUGGGGCUACACAUAUGGGGGUAUCGCUCGCUAGACACAGUCCUCACAUUUCAUUUAUGAAGCCAAAAUACUUCAUAAUCACUAUGUCUGAAAGCAAAGGAACAACAGGCACAAGAAAAGAUAGGGGAGAAAAUAAAAAAAUGUAGCUUUAAAAUAGGGGAUAAAAAUUUACAGCACCUCAGAAUGUUACGGCCAGGUCCUGUUGAGGGGUGCUUCACCAGACCAUCAACAGUGUCUUUAUCUUGACUGUCAACUAGAGAAGACUUGGAAUCACCAUGGAAACAACUAUGUGGACAAGCUGUAAGACACUAUGUAGAUGAGGCUAACCGAGGUGGCAAGGCCUCCUUUACAUGUGGCUAUGUUUCGGGAUUGGAUAAGCAGAGGAGGUGAGCUGGGCACCAGCACUUGCUACUCUAGCUCUUGACUGUGGACACACUGCUGCCAGACAGUCUUUGCCACCAUGGCUGUAGCCUUGUUAUCUGUAAGGUAAAUAAACCCUUCCUUUCUUAAAGAGCUGCUAUUUGGAGGUAUUCUGUCACGAAAAUGAGAAAAGUAAUUAACACAGAGCAAUUAAAAGUUACCUAAUGCCAGACACAUAAGUCCCAAAGAAGACAAACAAAAAUGACGUCAUUCAACAAUGACAGACUUCACAGUAAAUUUUUCAGUGAGGGUGACAUACAUGAAAUUCCAGAGGAAGAACUGAAAAUAAAUAAUAGUCCAACAAAAUAAAAAACACCAUUAAUUUCUGAAUUGAAAUUUUGGAAAUGAAAAGUUCAAUAAGUUGAUAAAAACAUCAAAAACCUUACUAACAGAUCAAGCAGAAGCUACACUAUCAGGGAUUUAAAAUAGGACAGAUAAAUUAGCAACAGCCAGAUAAAAGAGAUAAAUUAAUAAAGAUUAUAAGCAAGGCCUUCAAGAUGCUGGUGCAACAUUAAAAGACAAAGCUUACAAAUCAUGGGAACAGAAGGAAGAGUCAUACAAACUACAGACCAAGAAAAUACACUCGGCAAAAUCACAGCCAAAGCGGGGUGUAGUGCAUGUCUUUAGUCACAGCAUUCACGAGGAAGAGGUAGAUGGACCUCUCUGAGUUCAACACUGGUGUGAUGGGCUACAUUGUGAAUUUGAGGCCAACCAGAGCUAUAUAGAGAGACCUUGUCUCAAAACAAAAGCAAGGAAAAACAAAACAAAACAACAAAAAAAAACUUUUGGCAAAAAUUUCCUAAUCUAUGAUAAGAGACAUUCAUCAAAACAUAGGCCGCAUUAAAAUACCAGUUAAGCCCAAAAAAGAAAGCCCCAAAUCAUUUUAUAUUUAAAACAACUAAGACAGAUAGGUAGCAAAGAGUACUGAAAGCUACAAUAGCAAAGGACCAAGUCACAUCUAGAGACACCUCAUCAGAAUAACAGCACAUUUCUCAACAGAAGCAUGGGAUGAUGUUUGCACGUUACUGUGUGCAGCCAAACUCUCCUCGACAACUGACGGAACAGCAGACCACGGUGACGACAAACUGAGUGCA